This is a messenger RNA of Linum tenue, 3811 nucleotides long. The record is from the annotation of a GenBank genome assembly. Lineage: Eukaryota; Viridiplantae; Streptophyta; Magnoliopsida; Malpighiales; Linaceae.
CCAAAACCCAUCUCAGCUUCAAAAACUCGCGUAGUUUGAAUCGGCAUCGGCGUGAUGGGUGCUGCCAUGGCUUCGCGCCUGCUGCCCGCCGGUUACUCUGUCACAGUCUACGGCCGGACUCCGUCAAAGGCUGCGCCUUUACUCUCUUUGGGGGGCCGUCUCGCCGACUCUCCAUUCGCCGUUGCUCAAUCGAGUAAGUGGUAUUUACCAUGGUGGGACACCCAUCAGAUGUUCGAUCGGUUGUCUUUUGUGAGCCAGGGCAUUCUUGCCGGCCUAAAUCCUGGCGGCGUCCAGCUUUGGCACGCGAGAUUUUCGGUGUGGCUCAGGGUGAUGGUCUUGCCUGGUGCUGCUCUGGGUAAGCAGCUCUUUAGGGAUGGUGGCCAAUGGGAAUGGACAGCUUGGAACUCAAGGGCUAAUCACUGUGAUUGAGAAGCUCAAUGGCAACAAAUGGACAGUUUAGCUCUUUGAGAUGCAAGUAAGGAGGAAACAAACAAAAGACACGGGUGCCAUCAACACCGUCGAGAAUGAGGAUACAUCAAUACUCAUAAUUGUGUUCCUAUGAAUAUGUGAAUUUUUUUGGAAUGUUCCCAGCGCAAAAAUACAUUUGUGCUCUUGGGAAGCAACGAGGGAAGUAGUUGAUAACUAAACUGCCACCUUGUUCCACUCGCUGGUUAUGGUGGAUCCUAUUAUAUUUCCAUCUGUCUGACUUUAUGAAGUUGAUACCUCAAAACUCAUACUCAUUCAUUACUCUGUUGUCGACCAAACUUGGCCAAGAAGAAAUGGCUCCUCAGGGGCAAGGUGCUGCUUCUCGUAAAUCUUCAGCACCAAGGGAGAGUGUGAUUGUUGUGAUGCACAGUAAUCAAAGUAAGCACGAUGUUGAGGCCAUGGAUUGGGCUCUCAAGCAUGUGGUUCGACGGGGAGAUAAUGUUAUUGUGCUUGGAGUUAUAGGUGGGUGUGGAGUGAAGAACAUUUGCUUCCCGUUCAACAUGGGCAUGGGCUUCUCUGCAAUUUGGGAAAGAAUAGAUUGUUCAACAACAGGACAAGAGCCAAGACCCAAGGAACUUGCAGAAGAAAUUGAGAGAAAGAAACAACAAUGUCAGAGUAAACUCCAGCCAUUCUAUCGACGAUGCAAGAAGAAUGAGGUAAACUUGGAAGUCAAGCUCACAUUUGGCUGUUGCCCUAUAAAAAUCACAGUAGAACAAGCUCAGAACUCAAAUCCUCGUUGGAUUAUCUUAGAUAGCUACUUGAAGAAGUAUAAAAUGAUCAUAUACAAUGAAGUAGGCUGCAAUAUUGCAGCGAUGAAGGGAAAUGAUCUGGCAACUCUGAUUCCAUCAAGAAAUGGACAAGGUGGAACAUCUGGUACUGCUUCUUGUAACAAGCUUAAUGUUCCGCAUGAUGAUGACUCAUCAUCAACAGCAUCCAGGCAAGCAUCAGCAGGGCAAAGCCCUGCAUGGUAUCCAGUAUCAUGGAGAAGUGGAUUUCCUCGAGCUUUUUCAGAAGCAGAACUUGAAGCGAUAACUCAUGGUUUCUCUAAAGAGAACAUUGUUCUAGAAGUGCGAGAUGGCAUUGGAGUAUACGAAGGGAUGCUCCAGGGAUGUCCUGUCCUGGUAAGAGCCUUUGCAGGAAACGAUGAACGCUUCUGGCCAACACUGAAGAUUCUUUCCAGGAUCCACCACAGGAAUAUAUUGAACCUUGUAGGACACUGCUGCACUGCCACCAAUUUGUUCUUGCUUUUCGACUACCCUUGCAUGGGUAAUCUGGAAAUCAACCUUCUAGUUGAUGAUUUGGCCAAGAACUUGCCCUGGAAAGCGAGGUGGCACAUUGCUCUGGACAUUGGUGGAAGCCUGCAGUAUCUUCAUGAAGAAUGUGUGACUGAUGGAGCCAUCGUUCACCUCUCUGUUUCUUCUUCUUAUGUUAGCUUAUCUUGUGGAUCCAUUACCAUGCUUGCCUACUUUGCGACCGCUAGAAUCCUUAAAGAUGAAGGGACGAGUAACGUUGACUCUAGAACACGAAGGAAGAGAAAUGAGGAGCAUGAUGAACUGAUAGCUGUGGACAUACACGACUAUGGAGUGCUCCUGAUUGAGCUCAUCAGCGGAAUGAGUGCCCGGCUGUUCCAGAGGCAAGGCGUGGGACAAAGCCUGAUUGACUGGGCACUGCCACUUCUGGAGAAGGGUUCCAUAGAUGACGUGUUGGAUCCCAGAGUGGUGGAGGAGAUGAACGAUAGCAGGAUGAUUCAGCAGUUGGUAAAUGCAGCUUUGCUUUGCCUGAGGAGUAAUCCUUCUGCUUCUGCUGGCCACUGCCUCUCAAUGAGCCAGGGAGUAACAAGGUUAUUAUUGACUUCAAUUCCUCACUUCAGAAAGAUACUGUUAUCAGCCUUUGAAUGCCCUCAUUGUGAUGAGAGGAAUAAUGAAGUCCAGUUUGCGGGUGAAAUCCAGCCACGGGGUUGUUGCUACUGUUUGAAUGUCACAGCAGGCAAUCAGAAGAUCCUCGAUCGUCAGGUGGUGAAAUCUGAAUCUGCAACCAUAAAGAUUCCUGAACUGGACUUUGAGAUUCCUCCUGAGGCGCAGCGUGGUAGCCUAUCAACGUUGGAAGGAAUUUUGAUGCGUGCUGCUGAUGGCUUGCAAGCACUUCAAGACGAACGCAGGAAAGUGAAUCCUGAAACUGCUGAAGCAAUAGAUCAAUUCUUGUCAAAGUUAAGAGCUUGUGCUAGGGGAGAUUCAUCGUUCACUAUCAUCUUGGAUGAUCCUGCUGGAAACAGCUUUAUAGAGAACCCGUGUGCUCCAUCACCAGAUCCAGCAUUGAAUAUCAAGUUCUACGAUCGAACUCCAGAGCAACAAGCAUCUUUGGGCUAUCUACCUAAUCCAACACAGCCUGGAGAACCUGUGGCCACAGCAUCUGUUGAGAGAACAGAGAAUGAUGAUGCCAAUUCAGGAAAAGUAGAACCUCAUGGAUCAAUUGGAGCAGUAGCUGGUCAUCGAGCCAUUGCUCAGAGUAAUAGUGCGGAAAUCUCUGAAGCUUUGUUCCGAUACACUUCACCAGAAGAGGUGAUGACAUUCCCGUCAACUUGUGGAGCUUGUGCUGUCAGGAGCGAAACUCGGAUGUUUGUCACGAACAUCCCAUACUUUCAAGAAGUAAUUGUGAUGGCAUCCACCUGUGAUUCCUGUGGUUACCGCAGUUCUGAGUUGAAGCCAGGCGGGGCAAUUCCAGAAAAGGGAAAGAGAAUAACACUCUGUGUGAAGAAUGUUAAAGACCUCAGUCGUGAUGUCAUAAAGUCUGAUACUGCAGGUGUGACAAUCCCCGAGCUUGAUUUGGAACUCACUAGUGGAACUUUGGGAGGAUUAGUGACAACAGUGGAAGGCUUGGUUACAAAAAUCAGUGAAAGUCUUGAGAGAGUGCAUGGAUUUACAUUCGGUGAUAGCUUUGAGGAAUCCAGGAAAAACAAGUGGCUAGAUUUCAGAUCAAGACUAAUUAAGCUUCUAAACCUUGAAAAGCCUUGGACUUUGAUUCUUGAUGAUGCAUUGGCAAAUUCUUUCAUUGCUCCAGCGACGGACGAUAUUAAAGAGGACCAACAACUAACAUUUGAGGAAUACGAGAGGUCAUUCGAGCAGAACGAAGAGUUGGGACUGAACGAUUUGGACACGUCUUCAGCUGAUGCAGCAUAUAAUGAUAGCACCAGUACUGCUGCCGUUGAGGAGAAGAAGGUCCCUUGCUUGCCUGCUGUGUAGAUUAGCCAAACAGAAGCAGAUAGAUUAUUCCCCUUGAUGGGUGUAUACCUGAGAGUGUCGUAGAAAAUGACUGUUUGUAUCAAAGA